AUUUAUUUAGAAACUUGUGUGCGGUGUUAGUAACGGCUACGUUCGAAGUAUUGAUUAGUAAACUGUUAUCGUUCAGUUUGUGAUAAUAUCUCUAUAUUUUGCAACAUGCAGAUCUUUGUGAAAACAUUGACUGGCAAAACCAUCACUCUUGAAGUUGAACCUUCAGAUACCAUUGAAAAUGUAAAGGCUAAGAUCCAGGACAAGGAAGGCAUUCCUCCAGAUCAACAACGUCUCAUCUUCGCUGGUAAACAACUUGAGGAUGGAAGAACCCUUUCUGACUACAAUAUUCAGAAAGAAUCUACACUUCAUUUGGUACUCAGAUUGAGGGGAGGCAUGCAGAUUUUUGUAAAAACUUUAACCGGAAAAACAAUCACUCUGGAAGUCGAACCUUCUGACACCAUUGAAAAUGUAAAGGCUAAGAUCCAGGACAAGGAAGGCAUUCCCCCAGAUCAGCAACGUCUCAUCUUCGCCGGUAAACAACUUGAGGAUGGAAGAACUCUUUCUGACUACAAUAUUCAGAAAGAAUCUACACUACAUUUGGUACUUAGAUUGAGAGGAGGCAUGCAGAUUUUUGUAAAAACUUUAACCGGGAAAACCAUCACCCUGGAAGUCGAACCUUCAGACACCAUUGAAAAUGUAAAGGCUAAGAUCCAGGACAAGGAAGGUAUUCCCCCAGAUCAGCAACGUCUCAUCUUCGCCGGUAAACAACUUGAGGAUGGAAGAACUCUUUCUGACUACAAUAUUCAGAAAGAAUCUACACUACAUUUGGUACUUAGAUUGAGAGGAGGCAUGCAGAUUUUCGUAAAAACUUUAACUGGAAAAACAAUUACUCUGGAAGUCGAACCUUCUGACACCAUUGAAAAUGUAAAGGCUAAGAUCCAGGACAAGGAAGGUAUUCCCCCAGAUCAGCAACGUCUCAUCUUCGCCGGUAAACAACUUGAGGAUGGAAGAACUCUUUCUGACUACAAUAUUCAGAAAGAAUCUACACUACAUUUGGUACUUAGAUUGAGAGGAGGCAUGCAGAUUUUCGUAAAAACUUUAACUGGAAAAACAAUUACUCUGGAAGUCGAACCUUCUGACACCAUUGAAAAUGUAAAGGCUAAGAUCCAGGACAAAGAAGGUAUUCCCCCAGAUCAGCAACGUCUCAUUUUCGCCGGUAAACAACUUGAGGAUGGAAGAACUCUUUCUGACUACAACAUUCAGAAGGAAUCUACACUUCAUUUGGUACUCAGGUUGAGGGGAGGAAUGCAGAUUUUCGUAAAAACUUUAACCGGAAAAACAAUUACUCUGGAAGUCGAACCCUCUGACACCAUUGAAAAUGUAAAGGCUAAGAUCCAGGACAAAGAAGGUAUUCCGCCAGAUCAGCAACGUCUCAUUUUCGCCGGUAAACAACUUGAGGAUGGAAGAACUCUUUCUGACUACAACAUUCAGAAGGAAUCUACACUUCAUUUGGUACUCAGGUUGAGGGGAGGAAUGCAGAUUUUCGUAAAAACUUUAACCGGAAAAACAAUUACUCUGGAAGUCGAACCUUCUGACACCAUUGAAAAUGUAAAGGCUAAGAUCCAGGACAAAGAAGGUAUUCCCCCAGAUCAGCAACGUCUCAUUUUCGCCGGUAAACAACUUGAGGAUGGAAGAACUCUUUCUGACUACAACAUUCAGAAGGAAUCUACACUUCAUUUGGUACUCAGAUUGAGGGGAGGAAUGCAGAUUUUCGUAAAAACUUUAACUGGAAAAACAAUUACUCUGGAAGUUGAACCUUCCGACACCAUUGAAAAUGUAAAGGCUAAGAUCCAGGACAAAGAAGGUAUUCCCCCAGAUCAGCAACGUCUCAUUUUCGCCGGUAAACAACUUGAGGAUGGAAGAACUCUUUCUGACUACAACAUUCAGAAGGAAUCUACACUUCAUUUAGUACUCAGGUUGAGGGGAGGAAUGCAGAUUUUCGUCAAAACUUUAACCGGAAAAACAAUUACUCUGGAAGUCGAACCUUCUGACACCAUUGAAAAUGUAAAGGCUAAGAUCCAGGACAAAGAAGGUAUUCCCCCAGAUCAGCAGCGUCUCAUUUUCGCCGGUAAACAACUUGAAGAUGGAAGAACUCUUUCUGACUACAACAUUCAGAAGGAAUCUACACUUCAUUUGGUACUCAGGUUGAGGGGAGGAAUGCAGAUUUUCGUAAAAACUUUAACCGGAAAAACAAUUACUCUGGAAGUCGAACCUUCUGACACCAUUGAAAAUGUAAAGGCUAAAAUCCAGGACAAAGAAGGUAUUCCCCCAGAUCAGCAGCGUCUCAUUUUCGCCGGUAAACAACUUGAAGAUGGAAGAACUCUUUCUGACUACAACAUUCAGAAGGAAUCUACACUUCAUUUAGUACUCAGGUUGAGGGGAGGAAUGCAGAUUUUCGUAAAAACUUUAACCGGGAAAACAAUCACUCUGGAAGUCGAACCUUCUGACACCAUUGAAAAUGUAAAGGCUAAAAUCCAGGACAAAGAAGGUAUUCCCCCAGAUCAGCAACGUCUCAUUUUCGCCGGUAAACAACUUGAGGAUGGAAGAACUCUUUCUGACUACAACAUUCAGAAGGAAUCUACACUUCAUUUGGUACUCAGGUUGAGGGGAGGAAUGCAGAUUUUCGUCAAAACUUUAACCGGGAAAACAAUCACUCUGGAAGUCGAACCUUCAGACACCAUUGAAAAUGUAAAGGCUAAGAUUCAAGACAAGGAAGGUAUCCCCCCAGACCAGCAACGUCUUAUUUUCGCCGGCAAACAACUCGAGGAUGGUCGUACCUUAUCCGAUUAUAAUAUUCAAAAAGAAUCCACAUUGCACUUGGUUCUUCGUUUGCGUGGAGGAUAUUGACUAUCAUGUAAUUUCUUUAUUUAUAGUAUGUCAAGGCUGACUUUUUCAUUUUUUUGAGUAAAUAAAUAUUUCCUUCUUGAAAAA
Messenger RNA from Aethina tumida (small hive beetle), 2931 nucleotides. It is a transcript of the gene Ubi-p63E, whose product is annotated as polyubiquitin-C. NCBI's taxonomy places the organism in Eukaryota, Metazoa, Arthropoda, Insecta, Coleoptera, Nitidulidae. The transcript has 2 exons. Gene Ontology annotation, molecular function: protein tag activity; ubiquitin protein ligase binding. Gene Ontology annotation, cellular component: nucleus; cytoplasm. Bases 106 to 2847 code for a protein of 913 amino acids. The record is from RefSeq and is a predicted model, not a curated record. Gene Ontology annotation, biological process: protein ubiquitination; modification-dependent protein catabolic process.